This is a messenger RNA of Cladocopium goreaui, 963 nucleotides long. The record is from the annotation of a GenBank genome assembly. NCBI's taxonomy places the organism in Eukaryota, Dinophyceae, Suessiales, Symbiodiniaceae.
AUGGCGGGCGAUUGCUCAGCCUCGGCCCCGCGCGUGCGCCGCUUCUGCGUUUGUCGCCUGCCCUUGGUGUCGUCGUCCGUGGGAGGCAAGACACAUCUGCGCCUGAAAAGUCCUGGGCUACACUUCGCGCACGAAGCGAAGAAGAGCCAUACAGACGUGGCGUCCGCAGAAAGUCUGGAGGCUUUCAAAGCCUCAACGGUGAAAGCCAGGCCCAACAGCUACGCCAAGCUCAACCUCUUCUCCGCUGGGCUGCUGCCGGCCGGAGACCCACGAUUGGGGCCCAUCCACAGCAUCUUCGUGCUGAUGCUGCAGCCUACGGCAGAGUCCGUGGCCAGCUUGCGCAACGUGACCGGGCUCGUGCCAAGCAAUGUCCUUUUAGUGUCUGAUGGUUCACUGAAAGCUUACAGCGACUUUCGGACUUUCACACAAGGCCGGUCAGCUGGGAAGGGCCAGGCCUUGAAGAAGGGGACCGUGAUGGCCGCGGAAGCGAAGGCAAACUCCUUGCUAAUACUGCAAGGAGGUCAAGCGUUGUCACCGGACUUGUUGGUCUUUUUGAGCCAGUUGGAAGCGCUGCUGCACAGUCCCUGGGCCGUUUCGGGCGACCUGGGUUUUCCCCCGGGGGAAACGUCCAAGUCCGCCAAGAAGGCCCGAAAUGCGAAAGCAAGUGCGGCAAUUGCUGAGAAUCGACACCGGUGUUCCUCGACGAUGACAUCCAUGGCAUCGGAAUCCGCAUCGUCAUCGUCAUCCGUACCAGUCACGGAGGAGAUAGUUGAGGCGAUGUUGAUGCUGCUGAUUCGUCCUCAGCUUGAGCCAGCCGCUAGGCACGCCAGCCACGCCAGUCACGCCAGGCACCAGGUUGUUGGUCCUGUAGUGAAGCACGGCGUGGGCUCGACUGAAACAUCCCGGUACCUUCAGGGUGAUCACGGUGAAGUGAACAGAGGUUCUGUGAGCUUUUGGCUCUGA